Messenger RNA from Saccharomyces paradoxus, 1518 nucleotides. It is a transcript of the gene RKM4, whose product is annotated as ribosomal lysine N-methyltransferase. Lineage: Eukaryota; Fungi; Ascomycota; Saccharomycetes; Saccharomycetales; Saccharomycetaceae. Gene Ontology annotation, molecular function: protein-lysine N-methyltransferase activity; protein binding. The record is from RefSeq and is a predicted model, not a curated record. Gene Ontology annotation, cellular component: nucleus. Gene Ontology annotation, biological process: peptidyl-lysine monomethylation. Bases 1 to 1518 code for a protein of 505 amino acids. The transcript has a single exon.
AUGACUGUAGACAAACGGGGAGAUUCUGUCAAUAUGGAUAAUUUUUCUAAAGAUACCGAAAGGUUUGUCUGUUGGUUAAAUAAUAUCGCUAAAAUUGAAGUAUCUCCGAAGAUUGAAAUCAAAGAUCUUUGUUGCGAUAAUCAAGGCCGUGCAAUAGUUGCUACUCAAAAAAUUAAGAAGGAUGAAACGUUGUUUAAAAUACCUCGUAGUUCAGUUUUGAGUAUAACAACGUCUCAAUUAAUAACAGAUCACCCUUCUCUUAAGCACAAAUUUUUGAACGAAAUCGGAUCAUGGGAAGGUUUAAUUAUGUGUAUACUCUAUGAGAUGGAAGUUUUGCAAGAGAAAAGCCAAUGGGCGCCUUACUUUAAAGUUUGGAACAAGCCCACCGACAUGAACACGUUAAUAUUUUGGGAUGAGAAGGAAUUGCAACUUUUGAAACCAUCACUUGUCCUUGAAAGAAUAGGGAAAAAGGAAGCUAAAGAGAUGCAUGAAAGGAUUAUUAAAUCCAUCAAACAAAUUGGCGGAGAAUUUUCAUGCAUAGCUACUUCUUUUGGAUUUGAUAAUUUCGCUUAUAUUGCAAGUAUUAUAUUGAGUUAUUCCUUUGAUUUGGAAAUACGAGAUCAGGAUACAAAUGAAAAUGAAGAAGAUGAAACCAGUGAAGAAGAACUUGAAAAUGGGCGUUACUUGAAAUCGAUGAUUCCACUUGCUGAUAUGUUGAAUGCAGACACUAGCAAAUGCAAUGCUAAUUUAACGUACGACUCUGAUUCCUUAAAAAUGAUUGCCGUGAGGGAUAUUGAGAUGAAUGAACAGGUGUAUAAUAUAUAUGGAGAACAUCCAAAUUCCGAACUAUUAAGAAGAUAUGGGUAUGUUGAAUGGGACGGUUCCAAAUACGAUUUUGGAGAAGUUUUACUUGAAAACAUAGUUGACGUAUUGAAAGAGACUUUUAAUACGAGUAAGAAAUUUUUGGAAAGUUGCAUGGACAUCCUACGCAAUAACGCCAAUAUCCAAGAAUUGUUAGAGGGUGAAGAGAUAGUACUAAAUUCAUAUGAUUGUUAUUCAAACGGUGAGUUGUUGCCCCAAUCAAUAUGUUUAGUUCAAAUCUUGACAAUUCUUUGCCAAAUUCCAGACUUAUGUAAACUAGAUAUAAAAUCAAUGGAAAGGCAAGUGGAGAGAAUUGUAAAGAAAUGUUUGCAAUUGAUAGAAGGUGGUCGCACCACUGUAAACUGCAGUGCAACAUGGAAACGUUGCAUUAUGAAGCGCCUAGCCGAUUACCCCUUAAAAAAGUGCCUUUUUUUUGAACAACCAUCGGAGGGAAACUCAUUAACAAAGGAAAAAUUGAGAGAUAUUAUGGCUCUGAGAGUUUUGAAAAGCGAAGCAGAUUCACUGCGAGCUUGUGAGAAAUCCAUCGACAAGAAUUACAAAAUUAUACCUGAUGAAAAGCUGCUAACUAAUAUCUUGAAGAGGAAAUUGACAAAAGAGGAAGAAAGCUCUGUCAAACGUCCUUGCGUACAGAAGUGA